UUCCUUGAAAACUUUUUAACUUAUUAUAUUUAAUCGUUGUUUGCUUCAUGACACGCAACUUUGAUCAACAAGGAAAGACGAAUUUAUCUCGUCUUUUUACACACUAUAUAGCACACACUCUCUUUCUCUCCGGAAAUCUUUAAAAACGAAUUUGCAUCGUAGAAGAAAAGUUUCAUCAUAUAGGAAAAUACGACACGCGUUAAACGACCACGAUACACGAGAGACGAUCAUCGAUUGCGUCUAGUCAAUAUAUUAAUUGUGUACAUAUACUAGGCUACACAUGUUACAACAUUUCGUUGAAGUAUGCGUGUAAUCGAUAACAGCACACCCAUUAUCAUCGACGUCUAUCGCGAAUAGCAUAUGUGUGCAAAGAUAAAUAUCAAGAAAGAUGAUAAAAAGCUCUCUCGUUUCGUCAUAUUUUUUUGUUCCUUGUCUCGUCUCUUCUCUUUCAAAAAGCUUAGAGUAUUAUCGAUAAUUAGGAGAGUAUGUAUGCAGUAUGUUCUGUGCGUUAGAUAAACUCCGAUAUAGAUAGAUUGUCGAUAAAAUUUGUGAGUCUACGACAUACUUUUGUUCAUUUCCUAUCGUACUUCGUAAAAACGUGCCACGAGAAUUUAUACGUUCUCGUGCUGCUUAUGAUGCAUCCAUACAUAUACAAAGCUUAUUUAUGCGCGAACAUUUUUAGAACUGGCGGGAUUCCCAACGUGUUUAAAGAACAUCAACCGUGUGUUUACCAGACGGGAUGACGAAGCGUAAAAAAAGGCGGUCAAUGGCAUUCCGUUUCGUUACGUUCGAUUACAAAACCAGGGAUUUUGUAAACAAUUAUUCUUACUAAAAAGAAAUGCAUUUUUCAGAAUUCGAGAUAUGAAAGGAGGUGUUAAGACUUUGCACGCUUUGCGCGCUUUGAUUAAACGACCAAUAUCGACAAAUGUACCAGGAAAUCUUAUCGAAACAAUUAGAAAUAGAAAUUGGCAAAUUGUUGAUCGAGAUAUCAUUGAACGAGCCAAAAUUGUAGACACCAUUUUAAAGUAUACGGAGAUCACUAACGAUCACAUGACCCCUGAUUUAAAGCUUUUUCUUUUAACACCUAGAUGUUCUUUAUAUUAUGAUUCGUUUGAUAAAAUUAAACAAAAACUCGACCAAGUGGAAAUACAAACUUUGACCAAUCCAUUUUGGUCCAUAUACUGGCCGGGUGGUCAAGGCCUAGUUAAGUUCAUAUUCGAGAAACAAACAAAUAUAUUUAUGCAUUCUAAGAAGGAUAUGAACGUAUUGGAUCUCGGAACUGGUUGCGGGGCUACAGCUAUAGCAGCUAAACUACUUGGAAUUCGUAAUGUUAUGGCAAAUGACAUCGAUAAAGUUGCCUGCAUAGCCACGCUCAUGAAUGCUACAUUAAAUGGCGUGGACGUUCAAGUAUCGUGGGAUAAUUUAUUGGAUAGACCACUCGAAAAAUGCUACGAUGUUAUUUUUAUCGGAGAUUUACUUUACGAAGAAGAAUUAACCGAGAUUUUAAUACCUUGGCUACUUGAUGCAGCCAAGAAAGGAACACGAAUAUUUCUUGGUGAUCCUGGGAGGCAUGGGCUUACAGAUAAAUUGAAGAAAUAUCUUAAACUAUUACGUCAAUAUGAAUUGCCGGAAAAUACGCGGAAGGAAAAUAAUGGAUAUAGCGAUGUUUGCGUAUGGCAAUUCAUUAACUAGUUCGCUUGUAAAUGUGUAAAAGUAUGCUCAAUUACAAACUUACCGGUUUUGUAAGAUAAGACUCUAAAUUUCCCUGCUGAGCUAUCGAUGUUG
Molecule: messenger RNA, 1785 nt
Organism: Polistes dominula (European paper wasp)
Lineage: Eukaryota; Metazoa; Arthropoda; Insecta; Hymenoptera; Vespidae
Product: electron transfer flavoprotein beta subunit lysine methyltransferase
Biological process (GO): peptidyl-lysine trimethylation
Cellular component (GO): mitochondrial matrix
Molecular function (GO): protein-lysine N-methyltransferase activity
Source: RefSeq, a predicted model, not a curated record